Hippocampus zosterae (dwarf seahorse) is the source of this 3629-nucleotide messenger RNA. It is a transcript of the gene tbc1d31, whose product is annotated as TBC1 domain family, member 31. Gene Ontology annotation, cellular component: centrosome. The coding region runs from base 337 to 3408 and encodes 1023 amino acids. The record is from RefSeq and is a predicted model, not a curated record. Gene Ontology annotation, molecular function: protein binding. NCBI's taxonomy places the organism in Eukaryota, Metazoa, Chordata, Actinopteri, Syngnathiformes, Syngnathidae. The transcript has 23 exons.
GUGCAUCUCUCUGUUUAUGUAUUACGUUGUCUCUCAGCGACACCGAUUAAUUCCCAAUCACUACGGAAACAGAAAUUAGGGGUAAAUUAGUUUAUUUACGAUUUAAAACGCGGGAGAAGGCCUUUUAAAAUUGGCUAAAUAUCAGAGCUUUUACUGAAAUUUGUUGGGACUUGUUUGUUUAUUCAUAAUCAAAAGAGUUGGUUUUCUGUCCAAACAUUUCCCGCUGCCCGCCCCGCUCGCAGAGAUUAGAUCAACUGUUGGACGUUGCAGUUUGUCAUGUUGCUCCAAAUAGAACUUCCUUUAUAAUUCAACUUUUCACAGACCAUAUUCAUUAAAAUGGAUGUGACAGACAUCGGAAACAGAGAAGAGGGGAAGCUCAAGCAUCGAAAAACGGCUUCUGGAAAAGGUGUGUUGUUGACGGUGGUACGUACUGCUCAGCACGUAAAAGUGCGUUUCCUCCAUGCAGCAUUUAACACCACAGGAGAAUCCUUCCUGGCUGGUGAUCACCAUGGCAACAUCUAUGCCUUUGAUAUAAGUAGAAACAGAUUUCGUCUCGUGCAGAAGACGGGACAGGCCUGCACUGCUCUGGCGUUAAGCUUACAUCGGAGCACAGAGUUCUUGGUGGCUCUUGUUGACUAUACCAUUAAGUGUUUUGACCAAGACACAAAGCAGAUGAUCAGCUGGAUGCGGGGUCAUGAAGGUACCGUUUCGUCCAUCUCCAUCCACAGCUCAGGCCGUUACGCCCUCACCACAUCCUCAGACACCGCUCAGCUGUGGGACCUGGACACAUUCCAGAGGAAGAGGAAGCUUAACGUCCAUCAGUCAGUUGGCAUACGGAAGGUUUUCUUCCUCCCUUUCAGCAACACCAUUCUCAGCUGUUUCAGUGACAACUCCAUCUUUGCUUGGGAGAGCAACACGCUGGUGUGCAAAUACCAGCUUCCGGUACCAGACCGUGGACUCCAUUUCUUCUACAAGACCUUUGCCGUAACGCAAGAUGGUAAGAGCCUGGCAGCUGGGGGCCGGUCCAAUCUGUUGCACCUGUGGUGUUUGGACAGCAAAAAGCUGGUCAAGGUGAUGCAGAUGCCCACUCAGGUUCGAACUGUCAGACAGCUGGAAUUCCUUCCUGACAGCUUCGAUGGAGGAUCCAGUCAGACAUUGGGUGUGUUGGGCCAAGAUGGAAUUAUGCAUUUUAUCAACAUUCACACCUCCAGGGUGCUCUUCCAUCUCGGAUCCCACAGUAAUGCCAUCAACACAGUCACCUUCAGCCCCACUGGUCGUCAUGUGGUAGCCAUCUUGGAUGACGGAAGCAUCAGCGUCUAUAGUGUUCCGAGUCUCACGGACGAUUUAAACAAACCUCCUCUUCCACAAGUUGCAAUAGUCUCUGAUGAUGCAUCAAAUCAGGCACCAUCAAACUCAAAGAUCAAAUCUGAUACAAUACAGAGACCAGCCGAUCACGCAGUUGGACCCAAACGGGUGAAGAGCCCUGCCCCUGCAAUAGAGGAUAAAGAGAAUCAACUCCCCGGUGGUCUGAACAAGACAAGACUGGUGGGACUUCUGAAAACAUUUGGCGAAUACCCUGCAAAAUACAGGACAUUUGUGUGGCGGUCCUUGCUAUGCUUGCCUGAGAACUACACAGCAUUCAGCAGUCUGACUGAAAAAGGCCUCCACUCAGCCUAUCUCACGCUCCAGGAGAAGUAUCCCAUCAAAAGUCAAAAGCUUGAGAGAGGGCUGCAAAGGGUUUUAUCUGCACUGUCUCAUUGGGCUUCUAUCUUUGGAGAGGCAGAGUAUCUUCCGCUGUUAGCCUUUCCAUUUGUCAAACUCUUUCAGAACAAUUCUCUGCUGUGUUUUGAAAUGGUGGCCACUGUCUUGGUGAACUGGUGUCAACACUGGUUUGAGUACUUCCCUAACCCGCCUUUGAACAUCCUGAACAUGGCAGAGAACAUUGUGGCACAUCAUGACAAAGAGCUGCUGCAACACCUGGUGGACUGUGGGAUCACCUCCCAGCUCUACGUGUGGCCCCUUUUGGAGUCUUUAUUCUCUGAGGUUUUGACUCGUGACGAAUGGCUCAGACUCUUCGACAAUGUCUUCUCCAACCACCCGUCCUUCCUGCUGAUGGCCUGCGUGGCCUACCUGACACGCUGCCGGGAGCCCCUUUUGCUCUGCUCUCAGAAACAGGACUUUGAGUAUUUUUUCCACCAUCGGAACAACUUGGACAUGGAAGCCUUGAUCAAAGAUUCCUACCGGCUGAUGACUACCACGCCGGCUGACAUUCAUCCGAGGAGGAUGCUCUCUGACUUCACGCCGCUGACUAAAGGCCAGUACCCUGUGUUUAACCACUACCCUGAGUUCAUCGUGGAAUAUCAGAACCGGGAGAGGGAAAAGAUACGACAGCAAGAGAUGGUGUACCUCCAGGAGAGGCAGGAGAUAAUGUCGCGGCGUAAAGAUUUGGUGCGGCGCCAAGCGGAAGAGGAUGCCUAUUAUGUACAGCAGGAGCUGUUGCGGAAGGCUGAAGAGCAGCGCAGAAAUAUCUUAGCACAAGAGGAAGAGAAACUCACACAGCAAAGGAAAACUUUGGCAGCCAUGAAGAGAGAGAUGAAAGUGAAGGAGUUACAGCUGCUAGAUGCAAAUCAAAGCCGUCUUCUCAAACACCAGCAGGACCUCCAUGUCUCGCAAAUACACAGACUGGACAGGGAGAUCAUGAAGAAGAUGGAACUCCGUGAGCAGGAAACAACUGAGGCCUUCCAAGAUCUGGACCUCAGGCAGAUGGAACUGGAGGUGCAGCGGAAGCAGCUUGAACAGCAACUAUGCAAGGAGCAGCUUCGCGUCGAACGACAGGUUGCCGACAUGAGGAUGAAAAACGCAGAAAGAGAGAAAACAAACAUGCAGGAGGGCUUCCCGGCGGAGGCGCGCCAGCCGGGCUCCAAUCGCAACGGGCAAUGGGAAGUCGCUGCCGAGCGCCACCAGCAGAUGGAGGGUGAGCUGGAGAAGAGAAGGCGAACGCUGGCGGAAGGCGACCGGCUUACGUACAGCCCGAAAGAUGUGGCGGGAAAGGAGUGGGAUGAACUGAUGAGUCAGAGAGGGCACUACAUGGAGCGACAGCAGUCCAAGCCUGCAGCGGACACAAGAUAUUCGGGAUUUGACACCACAAAUGUCAACAUGGCCUCCACCAAACCAGCCACACUUAAGGAGGCGGAAAGCAACACCAUGGCGUGCUUGAACAGCUGCUCCCCUGCAGAGAGCACUGCCACCAACUUCUCACUGGACAGAGGCCGGGCACAUUUGGACAGCAAGGAGAGGCAACUCAUGAAGCAAAUUCGAUGUCUGAGAGAGAGGCUUGUCGCAAGAGCCAAAGAGGACAGCAUUGCCUCCUCACAGUCUCUCUACACACCCUAUACUGCCUCCCACUGACCACCAGCUAUGACGAAACUAUUAAACCUGUAAUUGUACUGUAUUUUUUUAGCUCAUUGUCAUUCAUGUACUGCUCAUAAUUUAUGUAAACUUGUUUCAAUUGAAUCAUGUUGAUUGGACAUAUUUUAAAGGCUGUUUUACAGUUUUAUUUGCAUAUCUUCACUCAUGAACUUUGCAAAUGUUCAAUACCUGGCCACUUUCAAUAAAGAAUCUUUGUAAUA